GUUAUCUCUGUGUAAAUAACUGUGUUUACUCCCUGCGGGGAAACGUAGCUUUAAAUUAUUUAUUUAUUGACUCUCUUGCAAAUGGUAGCUGUAGUCGACAGCCUGAACACAUUUCCAUUGGCAUAUGCAACGUUUCAUUUGUUAUAAGAAGUUUUACUCAUUAGAGUAUUUUGAAGUUAAAAGGUGUUUAGUUCAAAAUAUAACACAACAUUGAUAUAACGAAUUGUUACUGAUUGGGAAAAGGGAGAAUGCUUGAAGAAUGUUACCAGUAAAAGGAAGAGAUGCCGGGGUCUGGCAGCAAACAAAAGGCCUGCUGUACAAAAACUUGCUUAUCAAAUGGAGGACCAAACAGCAGAGUCUGCAGGAGCUGAUCCUGCCUCUGCUGUUGCUGGGGCUCCUGAUUCUCAUCAGCACACUGCACCCCCACGUCUAUUACCACGGCAUCUCCACCGUGGAGCUGGAGCGCCAAUACAGCUAUGACCCGGAGCCAAAAUACCUGGGAUACACGCCCAACAAUACUGUUACCAAUCACAUUAUGGACAAGGUGGCAGAACAUUUAACUAACGAAGGGAUUGAGGUGGAGAUGUUCCACAGUGAGAAGGCCUUGGAGAAUGCCAGCCUGCACGAUCAGUCAUCCUGGGUGGGUGUGGUGUUCCAGAGCUCUUUAAGCUACCAGCUGCGCUUUCCCUACAGUUCUGUGCCACUGCCCAGCGACUACACAGACUCAAUCGCCAGCUGCUUUACAGACAGUAAAUCGUGCAAGGCUGCAAACUACUGGUACUCAGGAUUCACCAAACUCCAGUCAUACAUUGAUGCAGCCAUCAUAGAGGUGCAGACCCAGCGGGAGGUCUGGAGGGAAAUGAAAGGGCUACGAGUCGUGAUGAUGGGCCAGCCCGGGUCAGUGGAGGUCCAGAAGUUCCCUCACGCGCUCAUCUCCAUCUACCUGGUCCUGGCGUUCACGCCCUUCGUGUCCUUCCUCAUCGUCAACGUGGCGGCGGAGAAGGAGUGCCGCCUGAAGGAUGCCAUGGCCAUGAUGGGUCUGCGCGACUCUGCUUUCUGGCUGUCCUGGGGCUUGCUGUAUGCUGCCCUAGUCUCCACCAUGUCAGUUCUCAUGGCAAUCAUCUCCACAUGCACCUCCCUCUUUCCCAGCAGCAGCUUCUUUGUGAUCUUUCUGCUCAUUUUUCUGUAUGGGAUAUCCACAAUCUUCUUUUCCUUCAUGCUGACACCCCUCUUCAAGAAGCCCAAGUUCGCCAGCACUGUGGGCUCCAUGCUGACAGUAGUGUUUGGCUGCCUGUCUCUCUUCACUGUCCUGAUGAAGGAUUUCCCUCAGCCGCUGGUCUGGGUGCUGUGCCUGCUGUCUCCCAGUGCCUUCUCCAUUGGCAUUGCACAGGUGGUGUACCUGGAAGCUCAGGGAGAUGGAGCAGUCUUCUCCACUCUGUCCAAUGGCCCCCACCCCCUUUUCGUGCCCCUUGUCAUGCUGGUGCUUGACAGCUUCCUUUACCUCCUGCUAGCAGUCUACCUGGACCAGGUCUUACCAAGGGAAUAUGGAAUACGUCGGUCCCUCCUCUACUUUCUGAAGCCGUCCUAUUGGUCCAGACACAUGAAGCACUAUAAAGAGGUCAGUUCGCGGUUUGAGAGUGAGGUAAACGGCGGCCCUCCAUCCAGCGAGUCAGUCGAGCCCGUGUCUUCAGAGUUCCAGGGGAAGGAAGCCAUCAGAAUUAACAAUAUUCAUAAAGUUUAUAAGGAGAAGGACAGCUCUGUUGAGGCACUUAGAGGCUUGACGUUUGACAUCUAUGAGGGUCAGAUCACAGCCCUGCUGGGUCACAGUGGAGCAGGGAAGUCCACGCUGAUGAAUAUUCUGUGUGGGAUCUGCCCUCCCACUAAAGGCUCUGCCAUGAUCUAUGGCUCCCCAGUGUCUGAGAUUGCAGAGGGGCUGGAGAUGCAGAGGCUGGUGGGAAUCUGCCCGCAGUUCAACAUCAUGUUCGAGGUGCUGACUGUGGAGGAGCACCUGAGGAUCUUUGCUGCCAUCAAGGGCAUCCCCCCGGGCGACAUCAAUAGAGAGGUGGCCAAAGUGUUGAAGGACUUGGAUCUGGAGAAGAUCAUGGACGCCCAGGCCAAGAACCUGAGCGGCGGCCAGAAGAGGAAGCUGUCUGUGGGCAUUGCCAUCCUGGGGGACCCCAAGAUUCUUCUCCUGGACGAGCCAACGGCAGGAAUGGACCCCUGCUCCCGGCACCAGGUGUGGUCUGUGCUGAAGAGCCGUCGGUCGGAUCAUGUUACUGUACUCUCCACCCACUACAUGGACGAAGCUGACAUCCUGGCAGAUCGUAAAGCUGUGAUCUCCCAAGGACUCCUCAAGUGUAUUGGCUCCUCUCUCUAUCUCAAAACUAAAUGUGGGGUCGGCUAUCACCUCCGAAUGUCAGUGAAUGAGUCAUGUGACACAGACCACGUGACCUCAUUGAUCAAACAGCAUGUCUCUAAAGCACAGUUGUCACGGCAGCAGGAGGCGGAACUGACAUACACUCUUCCCUUUGAAAACAUGGACACUUUUUCAGGCCUGUUCUCAGAGCUGGACAGCCAGCCUAAUCUUGGAAUAGGAAACUAUGGUGUUUCCAUGACAACACUGGAAGAUGUUUUCCUGAAGCUGGAGGCUGAGGCCGAGGUCGAUCAAGCAGACUACAGCGUGUUUAACCAGGAGCAGGUGGAGGCGGAAGGGGACGCCUCCUCUCUGGACGACACUGACCAGCAGCUCCUUGUCUUCUCUGACAGCAAGUCUGAGGGUGUCUCUGGGCACGCUCUGUGGAGGCAGCAGUUCCGCACCGUAGCCAGACUGCACCUGCUCAAUCUGCAGAGGGAGAGGAAGCCCAUAAUUCUGGCUCUGUUCGUCAUCUUCCUGGCCUCAGUGCUGGCUCUGUCCCUGAUCAGUGGCAAUAUCCGAAUCAACGCUACGUCCCGUCGGCUCUCCCCAGACCUCUACCUCCUCAGCAGCAAACAGCCGCUUUCCAAGUACGCGAGCAGCCUGCUGCUGCACAAUGCCACCGACUCGAGUAUUGAUGACUUCAUCCAAAAUCUGGAAUCACAGGAUAUUAAGGUGGAACUGCAGAUAGGAAAUGAUUUCAUGGCAACUUCCCCACAUAGUGCCGCCUUUAACAUUUCAGGUUCCAGUAAGCAGCACUACGAGUACACAGCUGUGUUUAACAGCACCAAGGUACACUCCCUUCCUAUGCUGCUGAAUAUCCUGAGCAACGCUCUGCUGCGCAGCCUCAACGGGACCGGCCGCAUCGAGACGUGGAGCAAACCCUUUGAAUUUAAAAUUCCUGAGGCUCUAUCGAACGCCCUGAUCUACAUUGAAGCGGUUCUGCUUGGAAUGCUGGCAGCAGGAAUGCCAGCCUACUUUGCCAUGGAACACACACGGGACCGUGAGAUUAAGUGCCGUUCCCAGCUGCGAAUCUCAGGCUUGGUCCCGUCUGCUUAUUGGUGCGGUCAGGCAGCUGUCGACAUCCCCUUCUACUACCUCAUCCUGAUCGCCAUGACCAGCACUCUCUUCGCCUUCCACUCGGAGGAGCUGCUGCACGCUGGCGCAUACACCUCGGUGAUCCCGUGUCUGACAGGCUACGGUCCGGCGAUGAUCCUCUUCACCUACGUGGUGUCCUUCAUGUUCACUCGCGUCCAGAACAACCGGGAUUUCCUCUCCGUCGUCUCCAUGUUGGUCUGUGUAGUAUCUGCUUUCCUGGUUCAGCUGACCUAUGUGAAUGAAAACCAGAUCGUAGCCACAAUUCUGCACAACUGUUUGUGCUUUUUCAACCCACUGUACCCACUUAUGGGCUGCCUCAACUGCAUCACCAAGAAGACUUUUACUGACAUGAGCGUUUAUGAAGACACUGGAACACUGAGUAGAAACAUGCUGGUAACCAUUGUUUCGCCCUACCUGCAGUGCAUCUUUCUUCUCUUCCUGCUGCGCUGGCUGGAGAUCCGAUACGGAGGCAAGACCAUGAAGAAUGAUCCGCUGUGCAGGAUCUCCUCUGGGAAGACGAAAGCACAGAGGAACCCUGAAGAGUCCGAGAACGAGGACGAGGAUGUCCAAGCAGAGAGGGCGAGGGUCAAGGAGGCACUGAGCUGUCAAAGCUGCGAGGAGAAACCAGUGGUGGUGGUGAGCAGCCUAAGGAAGGAGUACAGCGCCCAUCAUGACGGUUUCAUCUUGAACACCAAGAAGAAGAAAGUGGCGACUAAAAAUAUCUCCCUGUGCGUUCGGAAAGGGGAAGUGCUGGGUCUGCUGGGUCCGAACGGAGCAGGGAAGACCACUACCAUGUACAUGCUGGCUGGAGAAACUGAGCCCACAGCAGGACAGGUGCUGAUGGGCGAUUACUGCACAGAGUUCCGCCAGGUGGACAGCCCCCUGGAGUACAUCGGCUACUGUCCGCAGGUGAACCCGCUGUGGCCCAAGAUCACCCUGCAGGAACACCUGGAGAUCUACGCCUCUAUCAAGGGGCUCGGCCAGAAUGAGGUUGCCGGCAUCAUCAAGCGUGUUGUGAAUGCACUGGAGUUGAAGGAACACCUUCAAAAGAAAGCCAAGAAUCUCUCGGCAGGAAUUAAGAGAAAGCUGUGUUUUGCCUUGAGCAUGCUGGGUAACCCACAGAUUGUGCUUCUGGAUGAACCUUCAACAGGAAUGGACCCCAAAGCCAAGCAGAGGAUGUGGAGAGCUAUCCGUGCAGCAUUCAAGAACCGACAGCGGGGGGCGAUACUCACCACCCACUACAUGGAGGAGGCCGAGGCUGUUUGUGACCGAGUCGCCAUCAUGGUGUCAGGGCAGUUGCGGUGUAUUGGCUCCAUCCAGCACCUGAAGGGAAAGUACGGCCGUGGGUACAGCCUGGAGGUGAAGCUGCAGGAGGAGAUGACAGGGCUGCAGCAGGUUGAUCCCCUUCACAAGGAGAUCCUGAGAAUCUUCCCUCAUGCAGUGCGGCAAGAGAGCUUUGCCACUCUGAUGGUGUAUAAGAUCCCCAUGGAAGAUGUGAAGUCACUAUCACAGUCCUUUUCACAGUUGGAAAAGGCAAAAGAUUCCUUCCAUUUUGAGGAGUACAACUUUUCUCAGGCUACACUGGAACAGGUGUUCUUGGAGUUUGCUAAAGAGCAGGAGAAUGACGAGGAAGAGAUUGGGUCCCUGAGCACAACGUUUCAAUGGCAGAGACUUCAGCAAGAUGAGCUGGUGUCAACGCCCCACUCGGACAGCAUUGUCCACCAGCUUUAACCUCUGGAGCCGGAAUACUGAACUCUUUUCUAUUGAUCUUGGAUCUCUUGUACUUCUCUCUGUGUGUAUUGAAUUUGACAGCUUUCAGAUCUCCAGUACUGAAUUAUUUCUGUUCAGUUUGCUGGCAUCGCUGCAGCAUUUUAUUGGAAAUAAUGCAGGACAACUUUUCUUUUGGUUUAUGUUUUGAGAGGAUCUUCAAAUGUUCUCCCGCCCCCUUCCUAAAGGAGAUACACUUGAUUGAAUGCACUCUCACCCUGCCAAUAUGAGUGGAUUCGUUUCAAGGAAAUGACAGCCUUUUGAAACGAGCAUGCAUGCUCAAAGGGGCUACCCUUUAUAUCUGGAAUAAACACAGUAUAUAUCAUUUUCAUGCCACAAUAUAAAAUGGCACAGACAGCAUUAAAUCCAGCAAGGUGCGACGAUACUGCGGCUGCUACAGAAACACCAUGCAUUAAGAAAAAUCGCAUUAGGUAACAAAAGUAUCUUAAAGGGGAAUUGAUUUCAGCCUAAAUACUUCACUGUUGCCAUAU
This is a messenger RNA of Polyodon spathula (Mississippi paddlefish), 5769 nucleotides long. Its product is annotated as cholesterol transporter ABCA5-like. Lineage: Eukaryota; Metazoa; Chordata; Actinopteri; Acipenseriformes; Polyodontidae. The coding region runs from base 260 to 5242 and encodes 1660 amino acids. The transcript is spliced from 39 exons. The record is from RefSeq and is a predicted model, not a curated record. Gene Ontology annotation, cellular component: intracellular membrane-bounded organelle; membrane. Gene Ontology annotation, molecular function: ATP hydrolysis activity; ABC-type transporter activity; ATP binding. Gene Ontology annotation, biological process: transmembrane transport; lipid transport.